CAUCAACAUCAACACAGACACCAAAGAACAGAGCAAAGCAAUUGUAUGACGACACCCUAGCGAUUAUCCGAAGUCAAUCUCGCCUUCGCCCCCCUCAUAGAGAACAAAAACAACUCCUUCAGCUUGAGAAACGCAGCAGCUUUCACCAUGUCCGAUCAGACCCAGACCGCCCCUACCCCACUUCCUACGGAACCGAAACGCUACCUCGAACCCCCACCAAACCACCCGGCCAACGAGUACACCCGCGAAGCGGUUCCCGCGGUAGCUGAUGCCGUCAAGUCGAUCUCGCUCGACGAUUUCAAGAAGGUGCAUACGCAGCCUUGCUUCCGGGAUGCGUAUCUGUGGGGAAUGAGUGGUGGAUUUGCGGUGGGAGGGCUGAGGUUUAUCGCGGGAGGCGGAAUACCAAAGGCUUGUAAUUGGGCGGUGGGAGCUUGCUUGGGAACCAGCAUCGUCACAUACGAGUACUGCCAGUACCGGCGGAGACAAGAGAAGCAGUUCAUAGCGCAGGCGUCGGCGAUCAUGGAGCGGAAGCGGGCAGAGGUGGAGAAGAAGAUGGCCGAGAGGAAAGAGCGGGCUAUGAAGGCAGCUGCUGAGAAAGAAGCACAGGCAGCUGCAGCCAAAAGUUCGUGGAAAUUCUGGUGAAAAGCGGACACAGCUCUUCUUCACUGUAUAUUAUCUGUAGAGUACGCAAUGUGUCCUUGGAUUCGUUCAUAACUGGAAUAUAUUCAUUGAAGUCA
Molecule: messenger RNA, 737 nt
Organism: Tricharina praecox
Lineage: Eukaryota; Fungi; Ascomycota; Pezizomycetes; Pezizales; Pyronemataceae
Exons: 2
Coding region: 148-642 (164 amino acids)
Biological process (GO): mitochondrial respiratory chain complex IV assembly
Cellular component (GO): mitochondrion; mitochondrial inner membrane
Source: RefSeq, a predicted model, not a curated record